Molecule: messenger RNA, 402 nt
Organism: Arabis nemorensis
Lineage: Eukaryota; Viridiplantae; Streptophyta; Magnoliopsida; Brassicales; Brassicaceae
Source: the annotation of a GenBank genome assembly
AUGUCUCCGAUGAAAGCAAAGCUCGUCUCGUGGAUUUCACCUCCACGGAAGCCACCAGAUCGAGGGUCGUCUUCUUCGCUUGGGGCAUAUCCGGCGUUGCAGGAGCUUCGUCCUCCACCAGAACUUCCAGAUCUACCAGAUAAAUCUCUGGCUAUUGUCUCCUCUGUUUCCUGGCUCUUGCUUGACUUCUCGCAGAGUGUCUCAACAUCAAAUCUGAGAUUUGUGUUAUCAGAUUUGGUUUGGCAUCCAGAUCGAGGGUUGUAUGACUUUGCUCUUGACUAUCUUUCCUCUGUUGGAACUUGCUUGGUGUGUGUUACGAUAAACAAGGUAGGCUUCUACUCCUCAUCCUCCCUUCUCUUUCUUCAGAAAGAUUUGGGAUGUUCUUUGAAUGUGAGGCUCUGA